This is a messenger RNA of Vicia faba (fava bean), 774 nucleotides long. NCBI's taxonomy places the organism in Eukaryota, Viridiplantae, Streptophyta, Magnoliopsida, Fabales, Fabaceae. The record is from the annotation of a GenBank genome assembly.
AUGGGAAGAGGUAGGGUUCAACUCAAACGGAUCGAGAACAAAACAAGUCAACAAGUAACAUUUUUCAAAAGAAGAACUGGACUUCUCAAGAAAGCUAAUGAAAUUUCUGUUCUUUGUGAUGCUCAAGUUGCUUUGAUUAUGUUCUCUACCAAAGGAAAACUUUUUGAGUAUUCCUCAGCACCAAGCAUGGAAGAUAUUUUGGAAAAAUAUGAGAGACAAAAUCAUUCAGAGCUUAAUGGAGCUGCAACCAAUGAGACACAGGGAAAUUGGACUUUUGAAUACAUGAAGCUGACUGCUAAAGUUCAAGUCUUGGAGAGGAACUUAAGGAACUUUGUGGGACAUGAUCUGGAUCCUUUGAGUGUGAAAGAGCUUCAGAGCUUGGAGCAACAGCUCGACACAUCGCUAAAGCGCAUCCGGACAAGAAAGAACCAAGUUAUGAAUCAAUCCAUCUCCGAGCUGCAUAAAAGGGCAAGGGCAUUGCAGGAACAAAACAGCAAGUUAGCAAAGACAAAGGAGAAAGAGAAGAUAGUGAAUGAACAUCCACGGAGAUGCAUUGAAACCAAUGCCAUAGGGCAAUGUUCAUCCACUCUCAACUUAGGUUUUCAACCACAGGCUCUACCUCCACAAAGAUUGGUUCCUUCUCUAUCUCUCAGUGGAGCUAUACAAGCAAGAGGGUCAAUGGAAUUUGAAGAAACAGGUGAAGCUCAAACUGUUCCUAACAACAACAAUAAUAGUCUUAUUCCAGCAUGGAUGCUACAACAUCUUACCAACUAG